Molecule: messenger RNA, 1628 nt
Organism: Tetranychus urticae (two-spotted spider mite)
Lineage: Eukaryota; Metazoa; Arthropoda; Arachnida; Trombidiformes; Tetranychidae
Source: RefSeq, a predicted model, not a curated record
ACCGUUGAUUGACAGAGUGUAUUAGAUUAAUCUGUGAACACAAAUUGAAAAAAUAAACUUUUUCUAAUUUCUCGUCUGUCUAAAACAUAAACAAAAUGUUGAUGCCAUUAACAAUAAAAUCAAAUCCCAAUAAUAUCGAUCCUUGGAUCUUUUACUUUACCAUCCAUUAGCUGUGAGCCAAUAGUAACUCUUUAAAUUCACCUUACACAUCAUCGAGACAAACAAAGACCAACGACAUUUUCCCUUUGUUUUUCAUCCUUAUCUUACUUUUUCAUCAAUAUUUAUUUCUUUUGUCCUUGUUAAGCCUCUCUUUUUCCAUCUAUUGCAUGUGCGUUAGUCACUUUACGUUUCUUCUUUCAUGAAAUACAAUUACAUUGAGUUUUACCAUAAUCUUAAACGUUCAACAAAUUCCUUUCCUUUUGUCUACUCUUCUUCUGCAACAAACCUUGACUUGUUAGACCAGACUUGAAAGUUUUCAACAAAACAAUCAACCAGUUACAAAGAUUCAAAACCAAGAAACCAAAUUCUUAGCCUUCAAAACCGGUGUACUUUUUUUUCGGAUUUUCUCAUCGUUUGGUUUUCUUUUCUAUUAAACCUGAAUACAUUACUGAACCACUCCGUUUCACCGGAUUUGAAAGAAAAAGUGAGUAGUAAAUUCUAGCAGUAAAAAUGGCUCAUCGACCAAUGUCUGGACAAUCUCGAAACGAAAUGUUAAUGGCUGAAAAGGCUGGACGAAUGUUGGAUAAAGCAACCGAUCCAGUUGAGAAGCUGCGAUAUGCAUGCUUAAAACGUGGUGCAUCUGGAAUUUUGGGAUUUGGAAAAAUUUUCCGUCGAAUGGAUAAUGAUGGAAACAGAACAUUAAGUUUAGACGAAUUUGCUCAAGGUAUUCAAGAAUGUGGUGUAUAUCUAACAAAUGAUGAGGUUUCACAGCUAUAUACCAAAUUCGACCGAGAUGGUAACGGAUCAUUAGAUUACAACGAGUUCUUGCGAUCUAUCAGGCCCCCCAUGAGUCAAAAUCGUAUAUCAUUGAUUGAAAAAGCAUUUGCUAAACUUGACUCUAAUGAAGAUGGUAAUGUAACCAUUGAAGAUCUUAAACACAAAUAUAAUGUCCGAAGUCACCCUGAAUAUCAAAAUGGAUCUUUAUCUGAAGAAGAACUCUUGACUACUUUCCUGAAUAAAUUCGAAGAGAAUGGUGCAACUGAUGGCAUCGUUACUAAGGAAGAGUUUAUUGACUAUUAUGCUGGAGUAAGUGCAUCCAUCGAUGAUGACAUGUACUUUGACUUGGUUAUGCGACAAGCUUGGCACAUUUAAGCGACAUUCUCGUUAGUUGAGGACUGCAAUUGUUCACGACAGCCAAUACAUACUAACUCUUUCACUCUUUAUGGACUUUGUUCUGAUGUUAAUGUUCUAAGCCAUUUGGAAGUCCACAGACUACUUUCUGACUGCCUACGAAAACUUUAAAACGAUUGAUAUAAAUUUUCUUCGUACUUAAAGCUUAUGCUAUCGUAAUGAUCAUUGAUUUUGGCUAAUUUGGGAAUUCUACAUCCAGUUUAAUCCAAAAUUAUUCUUAAAUGGAUCUAAAUAGAAAAACUUCCUUAUGUCGCAAAUAAAUAUGAUUUGAAUUAAUA